UGAGUGAGUGAUUCUUUUCAACGUGACGUCACGUGCGGCCAUCGUUGAGUGAGAUCGCACCAUACACCACUCACCAUGGCCACGGCUACCGGGCAUCGGAUGGAGUCGAACAGCGGGAUGGGGCCGCGCAAGACCAUGAUCAUCAUGGUGACGGUCGUCGGGUGCGUCGCCAUACUGUGGCCCAAGGUUUUCUAUCCCAUGAUGGUUGGCAACGGGCAGAACAAGAAUGUCAUCAAGGACCAUCGAGGAGCCGGUUGCUGCGGCGUAGUCUUGGACCAGGAAACGUUCGCCAACGCAUCGAUCAGCUAUGCCACCAGCCAGCAGCAGCAACAGCAGCAGGAGCAGAAUCUAUUCCGCAAGCGAAACUUUGCACCUUACGUCGACAUUGACAGUAUACGACAGGAACGACCACCUCACUUGCGACCAGAAGCAAUGCAUCCUGCAAUGCGCGAACGUGGUAGAGCGAUUCCGCAGGCCGGCUCCAUCCAUGGCGGCGAACGUCCCCAGACACCACCCAGAAUAGUGGAGGGCAGACCCGGUCCCAUACCUGGUAUGCGCCCACCUAUGGGAGCUGGAUCACAUCAAGCAACAAAAUCAGCCAACUCAAUGGGUUUCAUAAUGCCACUCUAUACCAUCGGUAUAGUUUCAUUCUUCAUCUACACCAUCAUGAAACUAAUCUUUAAGAAGACACCGGCGACACCGUAUGCGGAGGUUAAGCCGGAUCCGGCGUUCCGCAACGAAGUGUUUACCACCGAGCAGUACAUCAAGCGACCAGACGACGGUACGACGAAACUGGACCAACCGCAAGUAACGGCCGCCACGAAUGGCGAGCUCGUAGUUCCGGUUGCCGUUUCGUCGGUCAGUAAUGCAGUAGUCUCGGCCGAACCUUCUUCAGUGCAGUCUGAGCUUUCGAUUGACUACGAGCAGCUGUCAAAGCAGAAGGAAAUUACCAAACCUAAUGCGAGCAAUGCUCCCGAGCAAACCCCAUUGGACGACGAACCCGCAAAUCUGGAAACGACAGUGCAGGACGAGACUGUUGAAACAAGUGAAAUUGUAUCUGAGCAAAGUGCAGAAGAAUUCUUCAGCGAACAGCAACCGACUCACGAUCCCACUACCGAAAAGGUAGUCGAUGGAAUCGUUGUGCAAAAGGUUGUUGCAGUCGAAGAAUCUGCUGAGCUGUCUCCAGAAGCAACCUUGGAAAAUGUUGUUAAGGACAAACCCCAGGAGGAACACGACCUCAAAGAAGAUAGUGCAGCUACAAUUGCAGUAAAGGGCGUCAUUGAUGGCUUGUCCGAUAAUGGCGAAAGUGAAGUAGUCGCUCAACCUAUUAUCGAAGAAAUAAUCCUGGAGAAACAAAUUACAACACAAAACUCAGCUAUAUUACCCAUCAUCAUCCCCACUGACGACGUAUCAGAACAUCUUGAGAAAGAGCAGAUGGAAAAUGAAGUAUUGGUUGAGCCUGCUGUUGAAGAAGAAAUCCUAGUUCAACAAAAGUCAUCGCAAAAUGCAGCCAUAGCAUCCACUACGGACCAGGAAUCGAUCGCAGUAAGAUCGUUAGAUGAACCAGAUGCAGCUUCAUUUGUCACGGAAACCAUUAUAACUGAUGAAACGACGAAUCUUGAAACAGAAGAAAAUGUUCAGAACGAACUUGUUACGGAAGCCUUAGCCGAGGAACUUGUGGAACCAAUUGCUGAAAGCGUUUCUCCCAAAGAAAUAAAUGAUAACAUACAAGAACAGGCACCAUUGCUCGAAUCAAGUAAUAUUUCUGAUGAACCAAUCGUACAAUCGCCAAGUGAACAUGAAAAACAACCACAGAUUCCUGAAGAAUCCGCUUUAACUGCAAGUGCCGAACCAGCAUCGGAACAAGUGGUAUGUGAAAUUUCUGAAGUUAACAACACGCCGAUCGAACCUGUUGAACAAAAAGAGAAGCAAGAAUCGUAUGAUGUUACUUAUUCGAAACAAGAAAAUGAACAAUUUGAUAACGUAACUGAAGAAGUUACUGGAUCGGUUAGCACUGAAGCUGAAGGCGAUAAGGAGAGUCAAAAUAUUGUAUCCGAGAAGAUUCCUCAAAACGACGCAGCUAAUGCAGGAAACGAAUCAAAACAAACCGAUGACGAGACAGUUACGAAACAGCUGGACGCGAUUGAUCUGGACGCGGAUACAGCGGAUCUGGUUCACAAUACUGUUGAAGAUAUUACUCUUACCGCCGAACAGCUUGUGCAGGAGGUACUGGAACAAGCAGAGGAGCUUGCUAAACAGCAAGAACAAUACUCCGAGUUGCCAGAGUACGACCCUGCAACUCAAAAGCUCGUUGAUGGUGUUGUAGUAGAGCGAUUCGAUCAGCAAAACGCACAGCAAACGGAAGCUAUUGCGCCGACUGCGUCACAAGAAACGUCUGAUGAAACAACCCAUGUCACCGAGGAGCCGACAGUCGAUGAUAUGGAGCUAGCAGCAGUUGUUGAGCAAACACUUACGGAAGAGGAUGCUGGUGAAAUGGAUUCGAUAAGCGAAGAUACGUCAUUAAGCGUAGCAUCGGUUAUCGAACAGCAACCCAAGGCGAAAGAAUCAGAUGAUUCCAAAACCAUCUCGGAUGUGUUGCAUACGACGGAUGACACGACCGAUAGCACUUCUGGUGAUGUGACAUUAGUCGAGACAAAGAAUCUGCCAGUCCAUGAGGCGUUGCUAGCUGCAACGGCUGUAGAUCAAGUACCAAUUGAGGCAACCGAGCCGGGAAACAAGUUUGGUGCAGCUGCAGUUGAAGGUGAACAGGUCGAUGUUGUUAUUGAACAACAACCUUCAACGAAAGCAUCGGAAGAACCAGGUACCCUAUCGGAAGCUUUAAUUACGACAGAACUGUCGACCAGUUGCGCAUCAAGUGAGCCCGUUUUUGUCGAACUGAACGAUCAACCGACAGUAGAAGUUGAAACCGUACUUGAAGAAAUUAAUAUGGUUGUCGAGGCGGGAAACCUAUCUGGUGCAGCUGCACAUGAAGCCGAUGAUAAUAAGAGCGUUUCAAUUGAAGAAGUACAGGACGUAGCGGCCACAGUCGAUGAAGUGGUAGAAGGAAAGGUAAUUGAGGAGCAUAUCAUACGCAUAAGCAUCGAAAAAGCUAGCCUGCCCGAUACGAUGACCAUAACAGAGGUUACCGGUGACGAUGCGAUCGUCGAAUUGCCGAAUAUUUCAAAGACGGCCAGUAAUUUGCCUAGUCCUUCAAUCACAGCCGUCCCUGUGAUGUAUACAAUUGAUGAAAAGCAAGAAGCUGCUGAAGUAGGUCACGAAAAGCCGCACAAUCUGGAGAAGCACUCUGAAAUUCCACUCACCACGCUGGAGCACGUCACUAAGGAAGCUUUGGUGGAACGCACGCUAAAUGAAGCUGCUGCUGUAGUGAACGAAAUCGAAUCGAUCGUAGAUCAUAUCAUUACCGAAAAGCUUAUUCACAGCGGAACAUCCGAUGCAAUGGUUUCAGCAAAUGGUUUGCAAGAAUCCUCACCUCAAGAACCCCCCAGAUUGGCCGCUUCCGCUGCACUGAUCGUUGAAGCGAUCGAGUCGAAAUCAUCCGGUGUGCACAGCAUGGUUUCUAGUAGAGAUAGCACUCAAAACAUGCAGACCAUUACCGUCACUAAUGGGCUUACUACUAACCUGGACAAAACGAUUGGCGAUACUAAUCUACCCGCUUCCAGCGACUCCCCGCCAACUGAAUCACCAUCAUUCGCACCCGCACCGACACCAUCAUCUGAAGCAUUUCCUGUUCCCGAACCAACGACGAUGAGCCCUUCCGAAGUCGCACCCACACUUGCCAGUGCCAGUGAGACACAAAGUAUCAAUUUUGUCGCAGAUGAACAACGACUGUCCCAGCCCAACGUUGCAGCUGGUCCUGGUGGACCGGAUGCUGUUGAGCAGCGCAGUACCGUCGUCCCAGUCGCCGAUCCGAUGGGUGCAGCUACUUCAACUAUUGGCCAAGUACCGACCAGUGUCAGCAACGUUACUAAUCCCAAAUUUCUCACCUUGAAUCUAGCUAACUAUAGCACUAGCGACAGUAGUGGUAACAAUAGCAAAAGCUCGUCCUUGUCGAUAGCUAAUCUCUCACAGUCGGGCGCUUCGUUGGCUGGCGGCGACAGUGCCGAUCAGCUGAUGGAGCUCGAACUGUUGCGUAAAAAAUUGGACGAAACGGAACGUGCUAUGACUAAAAUAAUCGCCAAUAUGGGCAACAUACCAAAGGGCCAGGAAACAAACGUGAACGAGGAUGAACCCGCGACGGAAGUUAAAGAAACGGAAGUUAGCGCCGCAGAAGAAGACCAUUCAAAGGUGUCCAAUGGGCAUGCGAUUAAACCGGCCGAUAGUGCGACCGAUCACGAAUCAUCCGAAAAGGAAACGUCGGGCGGCGAAUCUUCUAGCGCCAAUAGCACACCCGAGAAGAAACCGAAAAAGCGCGAUACCAGCACGGAACGUGGCACUGUUAAGGUUAUGGCAAUGGAGGUGACGGCACAGCGCGAAAAUGGAAAGCGUCUCAGUCGGCCAUCGACGCCGCUGCUGCCAAUGGCAGGACAUUCAGAAACGGCAAACGCUCCUCCGACCGAAGAGCAAGAGACAAGGUCUAUUGUUCUUGAUGGACGAUUACCGCACGAUUCAAAGAUUCUGGUGUCCGAUGCUGAAACGGCUGUGGAAAAACUCGAACCGGAAAAUUCCGAGGAAGAGGAUGACGCACCGGUGAUACUGAGUGGCAAAAUGACAUUGUCAUUGAUCAACAUGGAUUUCAUCGAAAAGGAUGCAACCGGUACUGUUGCAGUUGGUGAAAUUGUAACGGAACUACACAAGCCCCAAGAAGAAGCACCUACGACAGCAUCGUCCAAGGACGCCGAAUAGGCAUGCGUUUCGUUCGAGAAACUGCAACAAGUAUAACG
This is a messenger RNA of Anopheles maculipalpis, 4901 nucleotides long. RefSeq names its product mucin-17-like. The record is from RefSeq and is a predicted model, not a curated record. Lineage: Eukaryota; Metazoa; Arthropoda; Insecta; Diptera; Culicidae. The transcript has 10 exons. Gene Ontology annotation, cellular component: intracellular membrane-bounded organelle; neuron projection; neuronal cell body. Bases 76 to 4863 code for a protein of 1595 amino acids. Gene Ontology annotation, biological process: protein localization to cell surface; synaptic transmission, cholinergic.